Molecule: messenger RNA, 606 nt
Organism: Aureobasidium musti
Lineage: Eukaryota; Fungi; Ascomycota; Dothideomycetes; Dothideales; Saccotheciaceae
Source: the annotation of a GenBank genome assembly
AUGGCAGAAGCACGACAAGAUGAAGACGGACCUCCUUAUCCAACAUUCAUUGAGCGCAGAAUUGAGAACAACAAAGCUCCAAGAUUCACGCAAGCGUUCGAACGUUUGAUCUGGCCAAUCCGAGGCGAGUUCCCGUCCGCCAUUUCGGUCAUGACAGAGCCUCACCGAAACACUGGCACUCCGCGACCAUUAUUCAAUCCAGAGACUGGAGAGUGGCAUGAAAUCGCCUCGCAAUCGAUUACGGAUACAAAAGUCUCGUAUCUCGAAGCAUCCCUCGUGAACCUGGACUUUUGGGAUCGUAAAUGGGAGCGUUUUCACAUGGAACAUGCCGACCCAGCGUACGAAGAGUGCGAGUUUGUUACCUAUGGCGAUCUCGACAAUGACGUACGCCCUUUCGCAGAAGAACCUGAGCGGGAAGAUGGCACGUGGAGUUGGGAUGAGCUCUCAGACACAGAGAUCCUUGUCCAUUGCUGCGAUGAGGACCGCCCACUAGGUAAAACAGGCCUUACGCUCGGGGUCCGUCCUUCGCCUGGGAACGACUUCGUGACGGUCAAAGACUACGUCGGCGGUAAGUGCUCGCAUUGGUGUAGUUAUAGGCGAGCUUGA